CAGCUUUCAGUUUUUUCAAUUUCCAUUCGUCUUCUCCGCGUCUCCCUUUCUCUCUCUGGACUGCUCAUUCCUCCAUUACCAGGCAGAAAGAUUCUCUCUCUAGAAUUAGAAUCACCGAUUACUGAAGAAAAGGAGAAAAUAGCAAUCGAUUGAAUUCCGAAGUUCUGGAAUUUGGAUUAUUAUCCUGCUCGAUUGCUGGUUAAGGCGUGAUUAGGAGUGGAAUUAGUAGAGAGAGAGAGCUGAAAUUGGGGUAGGUUUGGAAUACGCAUGAGGAGGUGUUUGGGAAAUAAGCUUCAUCAAUCAUUAAAUUCUAAUUCUUAUUCGAAUCGCUCCAUCGUUUAUUCGUUUCUUGUGUUUUUUCUUCAUUAUUCUCCUCAAUUCGGUGUUUUCCUCUUUUUCAUUAAUGAUUUUAUUCUUCAUUCCAUCUCCUUGUUGUCCCUGUUAUUGUUAAGAUUCUCUAAAUUGAGGUUGUUACUGAGUUUAAAUCGUAAGCUUUCGAAUUGUGAAUUUGAUCGCGGAUCAUCUGUUAUUCAUGGACUCAAGAGACAAGAGGAGUAAUCCCCAAUUGCAAAAAGCUCUUUGCUAUUCGAAUGUGGAGAGAAGGCAUGCAUCAUCACCAUCUGUGAUAGUCAUAGGUGGUGGCUUUGCAGGCAUUGCAGCUGCACGAGCUCUUUAUGAUGCUUCAUUUCAGGUCACUGUGUUGGAAUCUAGGGACAGAAUCGGUGGUCGAGUUCAUACUGAUUACUCAUUUGGUUUUCCAGUUGAUCUUGGUGCAUCCUGGUUACAUGGGGUGUGCAAAGAGAAUCCACUGGCACCUGUUAUAGGGAGACUAGGAUUACCUCUCUAUCGAACAAGUGGUGACAACUCAGUUUUAUAUGACCAUGAUUUGGAGAGCUAUGCGCUUUUUGAUAUGGAUGGAAAUCAAGUUGCACAGGAUUUAGUGUCAAAGGUUGGACAGAUAUUUGAGAGCAUUCUGAAGGAGGCAUGUACUUUCCCUAUUUCUCUUCCAUCCCUAUUUCUCUUCCAUAGCUUUUGGCUAAUUGAAAUCGUUUUUGUUACACAUCAAAAUAUCACCAACAUUCUUUUCUUGUGCGCAUAUUUUUUUGUUGAUUUAUGCUGUCGUCUUGUGCAGACGGACUUAGUCAGGCAAGAUUUUAGGGAAGAUAUGCCAAUAUCUCGUGCAAUCUCUAUUGUUUUCGAAAGGAGGCCAGAUUUAAGGUUGGAGGGGCUUGAUUAUAAGGUAUUGCAAUGGUACCUGUGUAGAAUGGAAGGCUGGUUUGCUGCAGAUGCUGAUACCAUAUCACUUAAAUUCUGGGACCAGGAGGAGUUGCUUCCUGGUGGACAUGGACUUAUGGUCAGGGGUUAUCUUCCGGUUAUAAAUACCCUUGCCAAAGGUCUUGACAUUCGUUUGGGUCAUAGGGUUACAAAAAUUGUAAGACGUUACCAUGGAGUCAAGGUAACUGUGGAAGAUGGGAGAACUUUCGUAGCAGAUGCUGCUAUUGUGGCUGUCCCUCUUGGUGUUCUUAAAUCGAACCGUAUCAAAUUUGAGCCGAGAUUACCAGAGUGGAAGGAGGCAGCUAUCAAUGACCUCGGAAUAGGUAUUGAGAACAAGAUAGUUUUACACUUUGAGAAGGUGUUUUGGCCAAAUGUAGAGUUCUUGGGAGUGGUUGCAGAGUCUUCUUACGAGUGCAGUUACUUUCUUAAUCUACAUAAGGCCACUGGCCAUUCCGUCCUUGUUUAUAUGCCUGCUGGGCAAUUGGCCCGCGACAUUGAGAAAAUGUCAGAUGAGGCUGCUGCUAGUUUUGCUUUCAUGCAGCUGAAGAGAAUCCUUCCCAACGCUUCUGAACCGAUUCAGUACCUUGUUUCUCAUUGGGGCGCAGAUGAAAACACACUGGGCUCCUACAGCUAUGAUAUGGUGGGUAAAUCCCAUGAUCUGUAUGAGAGGCUAAGGAUCCCUGUGGAUAACUUAUUUUUUGCUGGGGAAGCAACUAGUUUCGAGUACCCAGGUUCUGUACAUGGAGCAUACUCAACUGGUCUAAUGGCUGCUGAGGACUGCAGGAUGCGUGUCUUGGAAAGAUAUGGGGAAUUGGAUAUACUCCAUCCAGUGAUGGGGGAGGACCCGCCAAUCUCCGUCCCAUUGUUGAUCUCCCGAAUGUAACAGUUUUUAUUCGGGUUUAGAAACCGUUUACAUGUUCCAACAUGUGAAUUGGCCUGAAAAAUAUGUGCUGCCUGCUUUUUGAGAAAUUAGGGAAUCCAAAAAAAAAAAAAAAAAAAAAACUAGGUUUCCUAAUGAAUGAUAAAAGCGGCAGUUAAUAUUCGUGUGGUCGGUCUUCCUUGUGAGUUUGAAUGAAUAAAGUUGUAUUGUCGGGACAUUGAAAAACAACUUUGGUUGUUAUAUAGCCUAUAGUACUCUGUCAUCUGGUCUAUGGAAACUUAUUCAGACACUAAAAGUUGUAGAGGCUUCCAUCCACUCCACGCUACGGGAACGUUAAAGUUGGAGGCGCUUUGUAGAUGAACUGUCUGGUGUAUUUCUGGAGAAAAGAACCUGGUUAGCUUUGCUUUUCGGAUACUUUUUCGAUGCUUGCAUUUGCUUUGCUGAAGUAGGGUAGUCAGAGCAGUCAUGUCUGAUCCCAUGGCGCAUUUUGUUGCUCAAAUGUGGAUCGAAUGAAAUGCCACAUGCAUUAAUUCCAGCCCAUAUGAAAGUCAUACGUUCAUUUUGUUCA
Messenger RNA from Coffea arabica (coffee), 2723 nucleotides. RefSeq names its product polyamine oxidase 2. Gene Ontology annotation, molecular function: polyamine oxidase activity. NCBI's taxonomy places the organism in Eukaryota, Viridiplantae, Streptophyta, Magnoliopsida, Gentianales, Rubiaceae. Gene Ontology annotation, biological process: polyamine catabolic process. Gene Ontology annotation, cellular component: peroxisome. The record is from RefSeq and is a predicted model, not a curated record.